AUGGCAGAUCCGUCGUUACUGACAUAUCAAAAAGAAGAUAUUCGGAUGUACAUGGUCAUAUAUGUAGAUGACAUAUUAUUAACAGGGAAUUCACAAACUGUAGUCACAAAACUAUUGGUUAAUUUACAUACCAGGUUUCAAAUGAAAGAUCUUGGUUCCUUAAAUCCAUUUCUUGGACUACAAGCAGUGUUCACUGAUUAUGGAGUUCUGUUACAUCAAAAACAAUAUGCGGAAAAAAUUUUAAACCGAGCUGGAAUGCAAGAAACAAAACCGAUGGCAAUGCCAAUGUCAGGUAAAGUCACUAUAACAGCAAAAUCUCAUGAAGAAUUUUCAAAUCCUCAAGUAUACAGGCAGAUAAUAGGAGCACUGCAAUACUUGACAUUAACUAGACCUGACAUUCGAUUUGCAGUGAAUCAAUUGAGCCAGUCAAUGCAUAAACCACUGAACAUCAACUUUGAAGCUCUCAAACGGUUACUUCGGUAUAUCAAAGGGACCAUUGAUUUUGGUAUACCUUUAUAUAAAAAUUCUCUUACUUUACGUAGCUAUGUGGAUGCAGACUGGGCCAGUAAUACUAGUGAUAGAAAGUCCAUAUCAGGAUAUUGCAAUUUUCUAGGAAAAUCACUAAUUUAA
Messenger RNA from Dendrobium catenatum, 630 nucleotides. RefSeq lists its product as uncharacterized. The record is from RefSeq and is a predicted model, not a curated record. Bases 1 to 630 code for a protein of 209 amino acids. The transcript has a single exon. NCBI's taxonomy places the organism in Eukaryota, Viridiplantae, Streptophyta, Magnoliopsida, Asparagales, Orchidaceae.